Messenger RNA from Anoplopoma fimbria (sablefish), 2240 nucleotides. Its product is annotated as interleukin-1 receptor accessory protein-like 1. Gene Ontology annotation, biological process: signal transduction; negative regulation of exocytosis. Lineage: Eukaryota; Metazoa; Chordata; Actinopteri; Perciformes; Anoplopomatidae. Bases 1 to 2109 code for a protein of 702 amino acids. The record is from RefSeq and is a predicted model, not a curated record. Gene Ontology annotation, molecular function: interleukin-1 receptor activity. The transcript has 10 exons.
AUGAAAGCUCCCAUUCCUCUUCUGAUCCUGCUUCAUGCCGUUGUGGUCCAUUGCCUGAAAGUGGUGUCGAAGAGAGGCUCAGUGGAAGGAUGCACGGACUGGUCAGUGGACUACCUGAAAUAUAAGGUGCUUUUGGGGGAACCUGUACGGAUUAAGUGCGCUUUGUUCUAUGGAUAUAUCCGGGCCAACUACACCCAUGCGCAGAGCGCAGGACUUAGCCUUAUGUGGUACAAAAGUGCAGGACAUGGCGACUUCGAGGAACCCAUCAGUUUUGACGGCACAAGGAUGAGCAAGGAGGAGGAUGCCAUAUGGUUUCGACCAGCAGAGUUGGACGAUGUGGGCUACUAUUCCUGCGUAUUAAGGAACUCCACAUACUGCAUGAAGGUGUCCAUGUCUCUCACAGUGGCCGAAAACGACACGGACCUUUGCUACAACUCCAAAAUGAGGUUCUUUGAGAAGGCAGAACUAAGCAAAAGCAAAGACAUCACAUGCCCGGGCAUUGAGGAUUAUCUGCUGCCAGGAGUGGAGCCUGCGAUCAUGUGGUACAAGGAAUGCAAGCCAAAGCAGUGGAGACAAACCAUAGAAAGGAGGAGGGACACUCUGUCCAUCAAGGAAGUACGGGAAGACGACAUUGGGAAUUACACAUGCGAGUUGCAGUUUGGGAACUUCGUGGUACGGAGGACGACUGAGCUAUCCGUCACAGCUCCCCUGACUGACAAGCCGCCAAAAAUCCUUUUCCCGUCGGAGAGCCAAAUGAGCGUCAUAGAGAUGGCAAUAGGAAGUCCCCUCAACCUGACGUGCAGAGCGUUCUUUGGAUACAGCGGAGACGUCAGUCCACUUAUCUACUGGAUGAAGGGGGAGAAGUUCAUUGAGGAUCUGGACGAGGAGCGGGUUCAGGAGAGUGACAUCAAGACAAUCCGGGAACACUUGGGGGAGCAGGAAGUGUCCAUCUCUCUGACCAUCGACUCUCUGGAGGAGAACGACCUGGGCAACUACUCCUGCUACGUGGAGAACGGCAACGGGCGGCGGCAGGCCAACAUCCAGCUCACCAAGAAAGAGCUGAUGUACACGGUGGAGCUGGCCGGAGGUCUGGGAGCCAUCCUGAUGCUGCUCAUCUGUCUGGUGACGCUCUACAAGUGCUACAGGAUUGAGCUCAUGCUCUUCUACAGAAACCACUUCGGCAGUGAGGAUAUAGAUGGAGAUAACAAGGACUACGACGCUUACCUGUCCUAUACCAAAGUGGAUCCGGACCAGUGGAGCCAGGAGACCCGCGAGGAGGAGCGCUUUGCCCUGGAGAUCCUCCCCGACGUGUUGGAGAAGCAUUAUGGGUAUAAACUCUUCAUUCCAGACAGGGACUUGAUCCCCACAGGAACCUACAUCGAGGACGUAGCGCGCUGCGUGGACCAGAGCAAGCGCCUCAUCAUCGUCAUGACACCCAGCUACGUGGUGCGGAGGGGGUGGAGCAUCUUUGAGCUGGAGACGAGGCUGCGCAACAUGCUGGUGACCGGCGAGAUCAAGGUCAUCCUGAUCGAGUGCGCCGAGCUGCGCGGCAUCAUGAACUACCAGGAAGUGGAGGCCCUCAAACACACCAUCAAGAUGCUGACGGUCAUCAAGUGGCGCGGGCCGUCCAGCAACAAGCUCAACUCCAAGUUCUGGAAGCAGCUGCUCUACGAGAUGCCCUUCAAGCGCAUGGAGCCCCUGAGCAUCUCCCACGAGCAGGUGCUGGAUGUCAGCGAGCAAGGCCCCUUCGGCGAGCUCCAGACCGUCUCGGCCAUCUCCAUGGCGGCGGCCACCUCCACCGCCAUGGCGACGGCCCACCCGGACAUUCGCUCCACCUUCCACAACUCUUGCCACACCCAGAUGAGGCAGAAACACUAUUACCGUAGCUACGACUACGACCUGCCACCCGGCGGCACUCUCCCGCCGCUCCCACCGCUCGCCACGCUAGGCAGCCAGCACACCUACUGCAACAUCCCCAUGACGCUCAUCAACGGACAGCGGCCGCAGUCCAAGUCGCCGCGCCAGCAGAGUCUGGAGGAGGCCCACGGCAACAACGCCAUGCUGCCACUGCUGCCCAGAGAGACCAGUAUAUCCAGCGUCAUCUGGUGACAGAUGAGCAGGAUGUUGAUCUUUAUGAUGUCGGUCACAGGGAGGACUCACCACUGGCCCUUGGAACCUGAAUGCACCGGAGCCAGAUGGACCUGAAAGACACAAAGCUACUUGCUGCUGUUGAAUUUGCA